Molecule: messenger RNA, 477 nt
Organism: Diversispora eburnea
Lineage: Eukaryota; Fungi; Glomeromycota; Glomeromycetes; Diversisporales; Diversisporaceae
Source: the annotation of a GenBank genome assembly
AUGGUAACUGAAGUCAAGAGAGUUAAAUUAGCUUCUUCUGAAGGAACAGAAUUUCAAGUAGAUAGGAAUGUAGCAGAAAGAUCUAUAUUAUUGAAGAAUAUGUUGGAUGACGUUGGAGAAAGUGAUUGCGCGAUACCAUUACCAAAUGUUACCGGACCCAUACUUACAAAAGUUAUAGAGUAUUGUACACAUCAUAAAGAUGAUCCGCCGGUUUAUUACGAAGAUGAAAAUAAGAAAGGAUCGGAAGAUAUCGAUGAUUGGGAUGCAGAAUUUUGUAAAGUGGAUCAAGGAACUUUGUUUGAAUUAAUUUUGGUGAAUAUAAAACCUCUUCUUGAUCUUACUUGUAAAACUGUUGCCAAUAUGAUUAGGGGGAAAUCAACCGACGAAAUUCGUAGAACUUUCAAUAUCGAAAAUGAUUUUACACCAGAAGAAGAAGAACAAGUGAAAUGUGAAAAUGAUUGGUGCGAAGAACGAUAA